AUACGUGACGUUGUGAUCAAUAGAUGACGAUGUUGCUAGGCGACGUCGUCACAAUUCUAUUUUUUAGCGCAAGCACGAGAGAUGUAUUUCGCAAAAAAAUAAAUAACAUUGACAUGUCAGAAGAAGAAAUUAAGGACCAAGAGCUGACGGUUGGAUGCGGAAGCUGGGUCAAACCGCUAAAAAAAUCAGUCCAGAAAAAGUGGACCUCUGUUCGGGAGGUCGUCCAGAAGAAGACCCUUAUUUUCAAGAGGUCUUCCAAAGGGAAGGACAAAGACAUGUCUAAGAAGACCAAGUUGUUGAUAGAUGUAUUUAAGAGAAAAGAAGUCACGCAUGUGCCGAUAGAGGUGGUGUACAUGGACAUCGCCGGCGAGUCGGUGCCGGUCCACAUCAUGGAUUGCAUUGCCGACGACCCGAGCGAGGACGCCGACCAAAUAGAGAUACGUCCACGCAGUCCAGAGAACUACGAGCAGACAUUCGCUUACUUCGAGGCAAUCAGCGUUUGCCGCAUCCACGUGACGGCGGCCAUUACGGAGCUAGGGGAGCUGCUCCGGCGCGGGAUCAUACUGGGAGACAAGGAGGAGUGGGGCGUCUAUGUCAAGCAGCUGGAAGAUGAUGUACACGCAUGGAAGCAACGCUGUCGAGAAAGUGACAGGAUCUUCCAAAAUGGGAAGAUUGUGGUUGGUCAGAUUGAGAGGGACCGGCGUCAAUCGUUGUACUACAGAUUGAUGAGAGCAGUUUGCGCAGGCGCAGAGAGUGUACUCGGAGCCUUCACGUGCUUCUCAUGUCCGAUAAUCGACUCAUGAGCGUGUGUGCGUGCGGUAUACUCAAUAUACUGGCAGCACGUGCGGUAUACUCAAUAUACUGGCAGCACGUAUUCGAGCCUUUCUGGAGGCAGAACGACUACUGCGAUCUUCAUAAUGCUGAAGACGGAUCAAGACUUCCGUCCUUCGUUCAUGCCGAGCUUUAUCACGGUCUGCUUCACCAAUACGGCAUCCUCGUCAGCACGUCAUGAUCGCCAUGGGAUGCUGCUAUUCCUGACCGCAUUGAAGGACUGACUACAUGUAUCUCAAGGACGGAAUAUGGUACAUGCCAAUAGAGCUAUGUGACUACAGAGAAGAUGGUACAUGCCAAUAGAGCUAUGUGACUACAGGGAAGAUGGUACAUGCCAAUAGAGCUAUGUGACUACACAGAAGAUGGUACAUGCCAAUAGAGCUAUGUGACUUUUGAGAAGAUUGUACAUGCCAAUAGAGCUAUGUGACUACUGAGAAGAUGGUACAUGCCGAUAGAGCUGUGUGACUACAGGGAAGAUGGUACAUGCCAAUGUUGCUAUGUGACUACAGGAAAGAUGGUACAUGCCAAUAGAGCUAUGUGACUACAGAGGAGAUGGUACAUGCCAAUAGAGCUAUAUGACUACAGGGAAGAUGGUACAUGCCAAUAGAGCUAUGUGACUUAUAAGAAGAUGGUACAUGUCAAUAGAGCUUUGUGACUACAGGGAAGAUGGUACAUGCCAAUAGAGCUAAGUCACUACAGGGAAGAUGGUACAUGCCAAUAGAGCUAUGUGACUACAGGGAAGAUGGUACAUGCCAAUUCAGCUGUGACUACAGUGAAGAUGGUACAUGCCAAUAGAGCUAUGUGACUAAUAAGAAGAUGGUACAUGACAAUAGAGCUAUGUGACUACAGGGAAGAUGGUACAUGCCAAUAGAGCUAUGUGACGACAGAGAAGAUGGAACAUGCCAAUAGAUCUAUGUGACUUCUGAGAAGAUGGUACAUGCCAAUAGAGUUAUAUGACUACAGGGAAGAUGGUACAUGCCAAUAGAGCUAUAUGAUUACAGGGAAGAUGGUACAUGCCAAUAGAGCUUUGUGACUACAGAGAAGAUGGUACAUGCCAAUAGAGCUAUGUGACUACAGGGAAGAUGGUACAUGCCAAUAGGGCUAUAUGACUACAAAGAAGAGGGUACAUGCCAAUAGAGCUAUGUGACUACUGAGAAGAUGGUACAUGCCAAUAGAACUAUGUGACUACUGAGAAGAUAAUACAUGCCAAUAGAGCUAUUUGACUACAGGGAAGAUGGUACAUGCCAAAAGAGCUAUGUUACUACAGGGAAGAUGGUACAUGCCAAUUGAGCUGUGACUACAGUGAAGAUGGUACAUGCCUAUAGAGCUAUGUGACUACAGAAAAGAUGGUACAUGCCAAUAGAGCUAUGUGACUACAGUGAAGAUGAUACAUGCCAAUAGAGCUAUGUGACUAUAGUGAAGAUGGUACAUGCCAAUAGAGCUAUAUGACUACUGAGAAGAUGGUACAUGCCAAUAGAGCUAUAUGACUACAGAGAAGAUGGUACAUGCCAAUAGAGCUAUGUGACUACAGAGAAGAUGGUACAUGCCAAUAGAGCUAUAUGACUACUGAGAAGAUGGUACAUGCAAAUAGAGCUAUAUGACUACUGAGAAGAUGGUACAUGCCAAUAGAGCUAUGUGACUACUGAGAAGAUGGCACAUGCCAAUAUAGCUAUGUGACUACUGAGAAGAUGGUACAUGUCAAUAGAGCUAUGUGACUACAGAGAAGAUGGUACAUGCCAAGAGAGCUAUGUGACUACAGGGAAGAUGGUACAUGUCAAUAGAGCUAUGUGACUACAGUGAAGAUGGUACAUGCCAAUAGAGCUUUGUGACUAAAGAGAAGAUGGUACACGCCAAUAGAGCUAUGUGACUACUGAGAAGAUGGUACAUGCCAAUAGAGCUAUGUGACUACUGUGAAGAUGGUACAUGCCAAUAGAGCUUUGUGACUAAAGAGAAUAUGGUACAUGCCAAUAGAGCUAUAUGACUACAGAGAAGAUGGUACAUGCCAAUAUAGCUAUGUGACUACUGCGAAGAUGGUACAUGUCAAUAGAGCUAUGUGACUACAGGGAAGAUGAUGCAUGCCAAUAGAGCUAUGUGACUACAGGGAAGAUGGUACAUGCCAAUACAGCUAUGUGACUACUAAGAAGAUGGUACUUGCCAAUAGAGCUAUAUGACUACAGGGAAGAUGGUACAUGCCAAUAGAGCUUUGUGACUACAGGGAAGAUGGUACAUGCCAAUAGAGCUAUGUGGCUACAGGGAAGAUGGUACAUGCCAAUAGAGCUAUAUGACUACAGGGAAGAUGGUACAUGCCAAUAGAGCUAUGUGACUACUGAGAAGAUGGUACAUGCCAAUAGAGCUGUGUGACUACAGGGAAGAUGGUACAUGCCAAUAGAGCUAUGUGACUACAGGGAAGAUGGUACAUGCCAAUUGAGCUGUGACUACAGUGAAGAUGGUACAUGCCAAUAGAGCUAUGUGACUACUGAGUAGAUGGUACAUGCCAAUAGAGCUAUGUGACUACAGGGAAGAUGGUACAUGCCAAUAGAGCUAUGUGACUACAGGGAAGAUGGUACAUGCCAAUUGAGCUGUGACUACAGUGAAGAUGGUACAUGCCAAUAGAGCUAUGUGACUACUGAGUAGAUGGUACAUGCCAAUAGAGCUAUGUGACUACAGGGAAGAUGGUACAUGCCAAAAGAGCUAUGUGACGACAGAGAAGAUGGCACAUGCCAAUAUAGCUAUGUGACUACUGAGAAGAUGGUACAUGUCAAUAGAGCUAUGUGACUACAGAGAAGAUGAUACAUGCCAAUAGAGCUAUGUGACUACAGAGAAGAUGGUACAUGCCAAUUGUGCUGUGACUACAGGGAAGAUGGUACAUGCCAAUAGAGCUAUGUGACAACAGAGAAAGAUGGUACAUGCCAAUAGAGCUAUGUGACUACAGGUAAGAUGGUACAUGCCAAUAGAGCUAUGUGACUACUGAGAAGAUGGUACAUGCCAAUAGAGCUAUGUGACUACAGGUAAGAUGGUACAUGCCAAUAGAGCUAUGUGACUACAGUGAAGAUGGAACAUGCCAAUAGAGCUAUGUGACUACAGAGAAGAUGGUACAUGCCAAUAGAGCUAUGUGACUACUGAGAAGAUGGUACAUGCCAAUAGAGCUAUAUGACUACAGGGAAGAUGGUACAUGCCAAUAGAGCUAUGUGACUACAGAGAAGAUGGUACAUGCCAAUAGAGCUAUGUGACUACUGAGAAGAUGGUACAUGCCAAUAGAGCUAUGUGACUACUAAGAAGAUGGUACAUGCCAAUAGAGCUAUAUGACUACAGAAAAGAUGAUACAUGCCGAUAGAGCUAUGCGACUGCUAAGAAGAUGGUACAUGCCAAUAGAGCUAUACGACUACUAAGAAGAUGGUACAUGCCAAUAGAGCUAUGUGUCUACAGAAAAGAUGGUACAUGCCAAUAGAGCUAUGUGACUACAGGGAAGAUGGUACAUGCCAAUAGAGCUAUGUGACUACUGACAAGAUGGUACAUGUCAAUAGAGCUAUGUGACUACAGGGAAGAUGGUACAUACCAAUAGAGCUAUGUGACUACAGAAAAGAUGGUACAUGCCAACAGAGCUAUGUGACUACAGGGAAGAUGGUACAUGCCAAUAGAGCUAUGUGAUUACAGGGAAGAUGGUACAUGCCAAUAGAGCUAUGUGAUUACAGGGAAGAUGGUUCAUGCCAAUAGAGCUAUGUGAUUACAGGGAAGAUGGUACAUGCCAAUAGAGCUAUGUGAUUACAGGAAAAAUGGUACAUGCCAAUAUAGCUAUGUGACUACAGAAAAGAUGGUACGUGCCAAUAGAGCUAUGUGACUACAGGAAAGAUUGUACAUGCCAAUAGAGCUAUGUGACUACUGAGAAGAUGGUACAUGCCAAUAGAGCUAUGUGACUUCAGAGAUGAUGGUACAUGCCAAUAGAGCUAUGUUACCACAGAGACGAUGGUACAUGCCAAUAGAGCUAUGUUACCACAGAGACGAUGGUACAUGCCAUUAGAGCUAUGUUACCACAGAGAAGAUGGUACAUGCCAAUAGAGCUAUGUUACCACAGAGAAGAUGGUACAUGCCGAUAGAGCUAUGUUACCACAGAGAAGAUGGUACAUGUCAAUAGAGCUAUGUGACUACUAAGAAGAUGGUACAUGCCAAUAGAGCUAUGUCACCACAAGGAAGAUGGUACAUGCAAAUAGAGCCAUUUGACCACAUAGAAGAUGGUACAUGCCAAUAGAGCUAUGUGACUACAGGUAAGAUGGUACAUGCCAAUAGAGCUAUGUGACUACUGAGAAGAUGGUACAUGCCAAUAGAGCUAUGUGACUACAGGUAAGAUGGUACAUGCCAAUAGAGCUAUGUGACUACAGUGAAGAUGGAACAUGCCAAUAGAGCUAUGUGACUACAGAGAAGAUGGUACAUGCCAAUAGAGCUAUGUGACUACUGAGAAGAUGGUACAUGCCAAUAGAGCUAUAUGACUACAGGGAAGAUGGUACAUGCCAAUAGAGCUAUGUGACUACAGAGAAGAUGGUACAUGCCAAUAGAGCUAUGUGACUACUGAGAAGAUGAUACAUGCCAAUAGAGCUAUGUGACUACUAAGAAGAUGGUACAUGCCAAUAGAGCUAUAUGACUACAGAAAAGAUGAUACAUGCCGAUAGAGCUAUGCGACUGCUAAGAAGAUGGUACAUGCCAAUAGAGCUAUACGACUACUAAGAAGAUGGUACAUGCCAAUAGAGCUAUGUGACUACAGAAAAGAUGGUACAUGCCAAUAGAGCUAUGUGACUACAGGGAAGAUGGUACAUGCCAAUAGAGCUAUGUGACUACUGACAAGAUGGUACAUGUCAAUAGAGAUAUGUGACUACAGGGAAGAUGGUACAUACCAAUAGAGCUAUGUGACUACAGAAAAGAUGGUACAUGCCAACAGAGCUAUGUGACUACAAGGAAGAUGGUACAUGCCAAUAGAGCUAUGUGAUUACAGGGAAGAUGGUACAUGCCAAUAGAGCUAUGUGAUUACAGGGAAGAUGGUUCAUGCCAAUAGAGCUAUGUGAUUACAGGGAAGAUGGUACAUGCCAAUAGAGCUAUGUGAUUACAGGAAAAAUGGUACAUGCCAAUAUAGCUAUGUGACUACAGAAAAGAUGGUACGUGCCAAUAGAGCUAUGUGACUACAGGAAAGAUUGUACAUGCCAAUAGAGCUAUGUGACUACUGAGAAGAUGGUGCAUGCCAAUAGAGCUAUGUGACUUCAGAGAUGAUGGUACAUGCCAAUAGAGCUAUGUUACCACAGAGACGAUGGUACAUGCCAAUAGAGCUAAGUUACCACAGAGACGAUGGUACAUGCCAUUAGAGCUAUGUUACCACAGAGAAGAUGGUACAUGCCAAUAGAGCUAUGUUACCACAGAGAAGAUGGUACAUGCCGAUAGAGCUAUGUUACCACAGAGAAGAUGGUACAUGUCAAUAGAGCUAUGUGACUACUAAGAAGAUGGUACAUGCCAAUAGAGCUAUGUCACCACAAGGAAGAUGGUACAUGCAAAUAGAGCCAUUUGACCACAUAGAAGAUGGUACAUGCAAAUAGAGCUAUGCGACUACUGAGGAGAUGGCACAUGCCAAGAGAGCUAUGUGACUACAAAGAAGAUGGUACACGUCAAUAGAGCUAUGUGACUACUGAGAAGAUGGGCCAUGCCAAUAGAGCUAUGUGACUACAGGGAAGAUGGUACAUGCCAAUUGAGCUAUGUGACUACAUGAAAGAUGCUACAUGCCAAUAGAGCUAUGUGACUACAGAGAAGAUGGGACAUGCCAAUAGAGCUAUGUGACUACAGCGAUGAUGGUACAUGCCAAUGGAGCUAUGUGACUACUGAGAAGAUGGUACAUGUCAAUAGAGCUAUGUGACUACUGAGAAGAUGGUACAUGCCAAUAGAGCUAUGUGACUACAGAGAAGAUUGUAGAUUCCAAUAGAGCUAUGUGACUACAGAGAAAAUGGUACAUGCCAAUAGAGCUAUGUGACUAUAGUGAAGAUGGUACAUGCCAAUAGAGCUAUGUGAUUACUGAGAUGAUGGUACAUGCCAAUAGAGCUAUGUGACUACAGAGAAGAUGGUACAUGCCAAUAGAGCUAUGUGACUACAGGGAAGAUGGUACAUGCCAAUAGAGCUAUGUGACUACAGAGAUGAUGGUACAUGCCAAUAGAGCUUUGUGACUAAUAAGAAGAUGGUACAUGUCAAUAGAGCUAUGUGACCACAGGGAAAAUGGUACAUGCAAAUAGAGCUAUGUGACUUCAGCGAAGAAGGUACAAGAUUAUAUAGAUAUGUGACCAUAUGGUAGACGGUAUAUGAUAAUAGAGGUAUGGGACUACAUGGAAGAUUGUACAUACGAAUAGAUUUAUUUGACUACAGAAAUAUGCCACAUGCUAAUAGAGCUGUGUGUCUACAGAAAGAUGAUGCGUUAAAAUGUCAUUUAAUGAUGAUGGUAUAUGUGGUUAUAUAACUACUAUGUAUAUGACUGGAAGGAAGAUGAUACUUGCGAAUAUAACUUUAUGACCACAUGAAGAUGGUACGUGAGCAUUACACUUUGUUAUCAGAAGAAAAAUGGUAAUGGAGGUAAGAACUUUAUGACUGCAUGAAGAUGGUACGUGCUUGUAUAACUAUACGCCCACACGAUGAAGGUGUUCCUUGAAAUGAGAAGUUUGUGACUACAUUACAAUUGUACGCGAGAAGACAACUAAGUGACUACAAAAAUGUUACCUGAUUAUAUAAAUAUUUGACUUUAUGAUGAUCUUAAGCGAGCAUAGAACUUUGUGCCCUAGAUUUUGUACUAAUAGAAGCAAAGCUUACGCUUAACCACUUUAUCAUUCAUGGUUCUAUGUAAAAAUAACACACGCUUUGUUAUUGUUUAACUUUCGGUGAUAUUAUUAUAUUGUUUGAUAA
Messenger RNA from Dreissena polymorpha, 7752 nucleotides. RefSeq lists its product as uncharacterized. The record is from RefSeq and is a predicted model, not a curated record. The transcript has 7 exons. NCBI's taxonomy places the organism in Eukaryota, Metazoa, Mollusca, Bivalvia, Myida, Dreissenidae. Bases 24 to 803 code for a protein of 259 amino acids.